CAUCACGUCCAUUGCAACGGCCAAUACACUGCGUGCGCGUCCACGCGCGUCUUCUGCGCGCGCGGCUGUUCCUGCGGAAUCCAGGAGACCGAGGUCGGACCCCGAAAGGCUCCCACCUAGAAAAUAAUGAACAACAAAUUUGACGCUUUGAAAGAUGAUGACAGUGGAGACCACGACCAGGACCAAAGCACACCGAAAGACGGUGAGAAGGAAAGAACUGAAGACGAGGACCAGAGCCUCUCCAAGAAAAAGAUGGUGGUCCCAGCGGCCGGAGAGCACCCUCUUCAAUACAACUACACCUUCUGGUACUCCAGACGCACCCCGGGGAGACCAGCCAGCACUCAGAGCUACGAGCAGAACAUUAAACCGAUUGGCAGCUUCGCCUCGGUGGAGCAGUUCUGGCGUUUCUAUAGUCACAUGAUCCGACCCGGUGAUCUGACAGGCCACAGUGACUUCCACAUCUUCAAGGAGGGUAUUAAACCGAUGUGGGAGGAUGAUGCCAACAAGAUGGGUGGGAAGUGGAUCAUCCGUCUGAGGAAAGGCCUGGCAUCUCGUUGCUGGGAGAACCUGAUCCUGGCCAUGCUCGGGGAGCAGUUCAUGGUUGGAGAGGAAAUCUGUGGUGCUGUAGUGUCAGUACGCUUCCAGGAGGACAUCAUCUCUAUUUGGAACAAAACCGCAAGCGACCAGUCAACCACGGCCCGCAUCAGAGACACGCUGCGCAGAGUCCUCAACCUGCCCCCCAACACCAUCAUGGAGUACAAGACUCACACAGACAGCAUCAAGUAUAGCAUGGGAAGACUUCCAUGGACUGGUGAAUGUUAGUGGCGGACAGUAGCCUCUCACCCGGAACACUUCUGCAAGAGUGGUGUGUGUGUGUGUGUGUGUGUACGUGAAGUGCUGAAGGGGGACGACGAGUCCAGGCAAGAAUCCUUCUACGUGGAUUGGCACUGUGUAACAUGAAGACUGAGCGAUAGUCAGUCGCAGAGAAAAGAACACCAUUCCUUCUUUGUGUCAAAUUGGAAAUGGCCAGGAAGACCUGUCACAGAACAUUGAAUCAAGCCGUAGAGAGAGAAAUAUGCGUUAUUUUUAAUCAACCAGAGAAUAAGCCUUCAAUUUCAUCGUCUUCUUUUUUUAACGCAAGAUGUAACAUCUGUUAACUUGCCACAAGAAGGAGGCCACGUGACUGGGGUUUGCUGAUUGGGUCAUUAGUGUUGAAAAGUGUACUUUGAAAAAAUCACAACAAAACCAAUGUGUUAUAGUACUAGAUCAGAUUUUAUUGCUUAGCAUAACAUCACACCUCCUGCUGUUUUAAAAGACUGUGGUAAUCUGUUUCUCAGACAGGGUUGCAGGAAGAUGUUAUUUUAUUACAAUGCUGUAUUUUAACUACAAUUUCUCUGGUCAUUUUGAACUAGAAUGAUGACUAUUAUUGUGUACGAUAUAUUUGUAAAUACAGUCCACUUUAAAGAUCACUUUACUUAAUCGGCAAUGAUUCUCCAUCGUUGACUUGGAAGUUGAAUCCCAAAGGAUGAGGACCAUCCUGUGUUGGGCAGAAGUUUGUAGAACUGGCAUCUUAAGAAUGGACUGCCGAGCUGCCUAAAUCACUGUGCCUGGCCUCCAGCCCGACCCAAACCAGUUUCCCCUUCUGUCUGUUCUGUCUUCAUCCCGCCUUGAAAGAAUCCAAGGGAUGGGCUCUGCUUUAAAUGUCCUCAAACAAAUGUGCAUAGGAGUCGUGAAAAGCGGUCCGUCACUCCUUUUCCAUUUUGUAUUGAAACAAAUGAAACUGGGUCACGGCCAGGAUCUCUUACAGUUUCUAUCAAUUCCAUGGGGCCAUUAUUUUUGAUUCAUGUCAAGAAAGCGCCUAUUGUUUGUUGAAAAACUGAAAUGCUGCCCGUGUCUGGUGGUGCCAUGGUGCAGGUGUGUGUCCUCAGUGAAGAGACACUUUUGGAUCUACACCUGAUAGAUUAUAGCAAUAAAUGUCAAAUAUGCAUCUGCUGCUAAA
This is a messenger RNA of Pungitius pungitius (ninespine stickleback), 1999 nucleotides long. RefSeq names its product eukaryotic translation initiation factor 4E family member 2 (gene eif4e2). NCBI's taxonomy places the organism in Eukaryota, Metazoa, Chordata, Actinopteri, Perciformes, Gasterosteidae. Bases 127 to 822 code for a protein of 231 amino acids. The record is from RefSeq and is a predicted model, not a curated record. Gene Ontology annotation, molecular function: translation initiation factor activity; RNA 7-methylguanosine cap binding. The transcript has 8 exons. Gene Ontology annotation, cellular component: eukaryotic translation initiation factor 4F complex; cytoplasm. Gene Ontology annotation, biological process: translational initiation.